Leptopilina heterotoma is the source of this 5196-nucleotide messenger RNA. RefSeq lists its product as uncharacterized. The record is from RefSeq and is a predicted model, not a curated record. The coding region runs from base 1 to 5196 and encodes 1731 amino acids. Gene Ontology annotation, biological process: DNA integration. Gene Ontology annotation, molecular function: nucleic acid binding. Lineage: Eukaryota; Metazoa; Arthropoda; Insecta; Hymenoptera; Figitidae. The transcript has a single exon.
AUGCCAAAUGGUGUAGAUACUGAAAAUCGCGCAAUCGCGGCAAAUUUAGAGUCGUUAAAACAAAAACGUAAAAACGUGAAAUCUUCCUUGACGCGGUUUGAAACUUUUAUUUCGAAAUAUAAAAAUGGCGAUAAUAUCGAAAAUUUGAAAGCAAGAACAAUAAGAAUUAAUAGUGUGUUAGACGAGUUUAUGGAAAUACAAAAUAAAAUUAUAGAAAUUGAAGGUGAGGACGAAAAACUAUUAGAAGAGUUGACAAAUUUCGAGAGUUCUUUCUUUGCGAUAAUAGCAGCCGCGAAUUUAAUCAUAAACAGAAACGAAAGAUUACUACAGACCUUGAAUCAAUCACAAACAAGCAGCACGUCAGGUAAUCAUUCGGCUUCUGAAGUAAACACCGCGUCUAGUCAUGUCAAAUUACCUACGAUUAAUAUUCCGACAUUUUCGGGAAAAUAUGAAUCGUGGUUAAAUUUUCGCGAUACGUAUAAAUCGUUGAUUCAUGAAAAUAAUUCCUUAUCGAAUAUUCAAAAAUUUCACUACUUGCGAUCCUCUUUGGCGGACGAGGCGGCAGAACAAUUACAGUCCUUGGAAACGACCGAGGCAAAUUAUGAAAUAGCAUGGUCGAUUCUCAAGGAUCGCUAUGAAAAUAAUAAUUUAAUAAUAAAUAGUCACAUAGACGCGAUUUUUAAUAUUCCGGCAUCGACUCGAGAGUCAUACGAUAGCAUUCGUCAAAUUCACAUGGGAAUUGAAAAAAAUAUUCGUUCAUUGAGGGUGCUCGGAGUUCCUGUGGACGGAUGGGAUAUGAUAUUGAUAAAUAUUAUAAUGUCAAAAUUAGACCCGGUUACAUUGCGCGAUUGGAAGGGGGUAAAAGUAAAUGGCUCGACUCCUACAGUUAAAGAAAUAUUAAAAUUUUUAUCAGACCGAUGUCAAAUGUUGCAAGGUAUGAAAAACGUAAGAACGAAGGCCAACGAUACAAAAAAUUCCUCAAACACAACACACUCGCGACAAUCAUGCAAAACAUUAGUUAGCACAGAUGCUAGUCACUGCUUUCAUUGUAAGGGUUCUCAUUUCAUAAGCUCAUGUCCCACAUUUUUGAAACUUCCUGUAAAAUCUCGAAUUGAUGAAGCGCGCAAACAACACCUUUGUUUAAAUUGCUUAAAAAAGAGACACAGUACACGCGAAUGUAGAAAUGAAAUUAGUUGUAAAAAAUGUUCAAAGCGGCAUAAUACAAUCCUUCAUUUAGAAAUUGCGAAAAAUACAGGUGGGUCAGAUAUAUCGACAACAAGUCAUGAGUCAUCCACUCUUUCGUCUCUCGCAGCUUGUAGUGUAACGUCUCAAAGAAAACAAGUGUUAUUAGCAACGGCGCUAGUUUAUAUUAAAGAUAAAGAUGGCAAUUCUCAUGAAUGUCGAGCUCUUUUAGACUCAGCGUCACAAUCGAAUUUCGUUACCGAAGAUUUGUGCAAAAGACUCAACUUGAGUACAUCGCCAAUAAAAAUAAAUAUUUCCGGAAUUGGUCAAGAAGAAUCGCGAAUAACAAAACGCGCAAAUAUAAUGAUAAAUUCGAGAAUAAAUUCGUUUAAGGCUAAUCUUUCAUGCCUCGUUUUACCUAGCAUUACGACGAAUGUUCCUAGCGUAUCUUUCGAUAUAAAUAAUUUUAAUAUUCCCGAUGAUUUGCGAUUAGCCGAUCCGGAAUUUUUCGAGUCGAGUCAGGUUGAUUUGUUGAUCGGCGCGUCUCUGUUUUGGGAUAUUUUAUGCCAGGGACAAAUUCGUUUGGGUUCAAAUUUGCCCAUAUUGCAAAAAACACAUUUUGGCUGGGUUGCUUCUGGCUCAUUAUUUCUUGAUAAAGAAUCUAAUAAAACUCUAUGUCAUUUAGUAAAAACAUUUGAUUUAAAUGAACAAAUGCAAAAAUUUUGGGAGAUAGAGGAGCAAUAUGUAAAGUCCAAGGUCAGCAAUCCAGAAAAUUGCCCCGUUGAAGCUCAUUUUAAAGAUACGACUGAAUUUGCCCCCGAUGGGCGCUUUAUCGUCACAUUACCACAAAAAAAGGGUGGGGAUUCCGUAUUGGGUGAAUCACGGGAAACAGCUGUGAAUAGAUUCUUGGCUCUUGAAAGAAAAUUAGCGAAAAACAAAGAUUUAAAAAUUCAAUACGAUGAGUUCAUGAAAGAAUAUAUAGAUUUGAAACAUAUGACCAAAGUUGAUAAUGAAGAUUUAAAUUGCGCGUGUUAUUAUAUUCCACACCAUGCAAUUAUCAAAUUAGCAUCUCUUACGACUAGAUUACGCGCUGUUUUUGACGGAUCGUGUAAAACUACGAACGGUAAAUCUUUGAACGAUAUAUUAGAAGCCGGCCCUGCAAUCCAAAAUGACUUAUUUGAAAUUCUUAUGCGUUUUAGAAAAUAUAAAUUCGUAAUCACGGCAGAUAUAACGAAAAUGUACCGUCAGGUCUUGAUAAAUGAUUCGCAAAAACCAUUACAGCGCAUAAUUUGGCGUUUUCAGCCACAUUUGCCUCUCGAGGUUUACGAAUUAAAUACCUUGACCUACGGUACAGCUCCUGCUGCUUAUCUCGCAAUACGAUGUUUAUGUGAGAUUGCCUUCAUGGUCAAAGAUUCGUUACCGUCAAUAAGUAAAAUAAUUCUCGAAGAUUUUUUUGUAGACGAUAUGUUAACGGGGGGAAACUCAAUCGAGGAAUUAAAAUACAUUUACGAAAAUGUCUCAUGUAUUUUAAAGGCGCGGGGUUUCGAACUUCGUAAGUGGUCGUCAAAUAACUCUGAAUUUUUAGAGCAUAUUAAAAACGGUAAUGAGCAGGAAGCUAAUUUUGUUAUCGGCAUGGUCGAAGAUUUUAAGACACUUGGUCUUUUGUGGAAUCCGAAGAAGGAUAUUUUAUUUUUUACGGUCAAUUUUACUAUAAAAGGUCACACUAUCACAAAAAGGCAAAUUCUAUCGUGCAUUGCACAAAUUUUUGAUCCUCUAGGUUUCAUUACACCUUUCGCGACAGUUGUAAAAAUUAUUUUGCAAAAAUUAUGGCAACUCAAACUUUCGUGGGAUGAAUCUAUUCCAUUAGAUUUACGAACGCGUUGGUUAGCUUUGCGUGACAAUAUUUCUGCUUUGGAUGAGAUAAAAAUUCCCCGACACGUAUUAUGUGCGAAUCUGUCAAAUGUGCAAUUGCAUGCAUUUUGCGAUGCAUCGGAAAAUGCAUACGGCGCGUGCGUUUAUAUUAGAUCUUGUGAUACUUUGAACAAUUGUACUGUGCGUUUUUUAACGUCUAAAGCUCGUGUAGCUCCGUUAAAAAAGUUGUCAAUACCAAGACUUGAACUCUGUGGGUCACUCGUUUUAAGUCAAUUAGUUCGAAAAAUAAAAAAUUCAUUGCAAAUACCGUUUGACGAGUGUUACUACUGGACAGACAGUACAAUAACUUUAGCGUGGAUUAGAUCGUGUCCGAGUAGGUGGAAAACGUUUGUAGCAAACAGGGUGAGCGAAAUUCACGAGAACGUAGGAAGGUCAAACUGGCACCACAUCGAUGGCAUAGAAAAUCCCGCGGAUAUUUUGUCAAGAGGUUCUGAUCCGAAAACACUCAGAGAUAGUGAGCUCUGGUGGAAGGGGCCAGCUUGGUUGUCACGCCCAAUUUCUGUUUGGCCGAUUCAUAAUGUAAAUGAGGUCGAAAAUGAAAAUGUCAUUCCGGAAGAAAAAACAAUAACCUUGAUAAGUGUCGAUCAAGAAAAUUCGGAUUUUUUAUGUAAAUACUCGAAAUUUGCAAAAUUGCGGAGAAUAAUCGCGUAUUGUUUAAGAUUCUUUUAUAAUACAAAAAAUCAAGGUAAUUUAAAACUCACCGGAAUGUUAACCACUAAGGAAAUUUCGGAUGCCACUAUAGCUAUAUGUAAAUUUGCGCAAGGGGAAAAAUUUUCUUUUGAAAUUGCCGCUUUAAAUAAAGGGAAAAAUAUUUCAAAUAAAAGUAAAAUUCUCGCGCUAAGUCCGUUUUUAGAUAAAGGCCUUUUAAGGGUGGGUGGAAGAAUAAAAAAUUCCGAGUUUGAUUAUAUGAAAAAACACCCAAUUUUGCUCCCGAAAGGUCGAUUAACAAAAAUGAUUAUUGAAUAUGAACACGAACGUUUAUGUCAUGCCGGUCCACAGGCAGUUCUAGCAUCACUGAGAGAGUCAUUUUGGCCCAUAUCAGGGCGAAGUCAAGUGCGUGAAGUAGUAAGAAAAUGCGUCAGAUGCUAUCGAGUUGAUCCGAAAUUAAUUGCUCCAUAUAUGGGAGAUUUACCGUCAUCGCGCGUUCUUCCAACUCGGCCGUUCUUGCGGACUGGGGUUGACUAUGCGGGCCCGUUCGCCAUGAAGGAUCGUGUCACUCGCGGCGCUAAAAUGGUAAAGGUUUAUAUUUGCGUAUUCGUGUGUUUUUCAACAAAAGCAAUGCAUCUGGAACUCGUGGGUGAUUUGACGACUGAGAGUUUCAUUGCCGCUUUAAGACGUUUUGUUUCGCGUAGAGGAAAGCCGUCUGAUAUUUACUCAGAUAAUGGCACCAAUUUUAUUGGCGCGAAGAGAGAACUCGCGGAAUUGAAUGAUUUUUUAUUAAAAGAAAAAAAUUCUAUAGUAAACUCGGCUAACGCACUGGACAUUCAAUGGCAUUUUAUACCCCCACGAUCGCCACAUUUUGGCGGCUUGUGGGAGGCCGGAGUAAAGAUAGUAAAAAACCAUUUAAAAAGAGUUCUUGCAAAUGCUUCUCUAGUGUACGAGCAUUUUUAUUCAGUAUUAGUGCAGAUAGAGGCUUGUGUGAAUUCACGACCAUUGAGUCCCUUGUCGAAUGACCCCAAUGACCUUCUCCCCUUAACCCCCGCGCACUUCCUGGUAGGUGAAUCUCUACAGACAAUACCUGAUCCAGAUCUGUCUCACAUUUCAGAAAACAGAUUGUCGAAGUUCCAGCAAAUGCAAAAUUUGGUUCAACACUUCUGGAAGCGCUGGUCAGCUGAGUACAUAGCUGAACUGCAAGUCCGCUCUAAGUGGAGAACUAAGGAGGAGGAUAUGAUCAAAAUUGGAUCAUUGGUCAUAAUCAAGGAGGACAAUUUAGCCCCGCUCCAAUGGAAGUUGGGACGUGUCAUUGAGGUCCAAAAGGGUGCUGAUAAUGUUGCAAGGGUAGCGACAAUCCAAACGUCUCUAGGCACAUAUAAAAGAGCCGUGGCACGAUUGUGCCUGCUUCCAAUCGAAGAAAAUCAAUAA